Molecule: messenger RNA, 5405 nt
Organism: Linepithema humile (Argentine ant)
Lineage: Eukaryota; Metazoa; Arthropoda; Insecta; Hymenoptera; Formicidae
Gene: Pex23
Product: peroxin 23
Cellular component (GO): membrane
Molecular function (GO): carbohydrate binding
Source: RefSeq, a predicted model, not a curated record
GCUAAGUGUUAAUUUAAGAAAUUUUAUUCUAUCGAAUAUCUAAUAUUGACUUUAUAAUCUUCUUCAUUAAAGUUUUACAAAUGAUAUUUUCCAAUUUUUAAUUAUAUAUAAUUAUACUAUACAGAAUUUAUGGAUAGAAAAUAUUAGGAUAAAAUAUACUUUUGACAUUUAAGAGAAAAUACUAUAAUAUGAAAGGAGAUAACAAUAGUUUAUGAAGAAUGAUUCACAUCUUAUCGGAUAUCGACGUAUAUAAAUUUAUGACAAAGCUAUAUUUUUUUUUUAUGUAAUGGUUGACAUAAUAUUAUAAAACAGCUGUUGUCAAGCAGAAACUACUGAUAAAUUUAUUGAAUUAUUGAAUCUAAAAUGCCAAGCUCGUAUUUAUAUGCCAUUAACAAUGAAGGGCGUGUAUUUGGACUGUCGACGUCUGGGAACAUGUGGCGUGAAUUUAUGUAUCUGGGGCUUGAAUUCAAGCAGUUGUCAGCUGUACCGCACUUUAUGUGGGCUAUUGGUGGUGAUCGGCAAGUGUAUGUUCAUGUGCACGGCUUAGAUGUACCAAUCAGGAUUAAAGAAGAAACUUAUGAAAAUGAGCGAUGGCUGCCUUUGGAAGGAUUCUCUGGAAGAUUGCUUCCAACUGAUAGAUACAAUUUUUCUAAUCAAGAUGGUACAGUUGAUCGUAGCAGGGAUAAAGUGAAAUUACCCUCGAUGGCAUGGCAAUGGGAAGGUGAUUGGCAAAUAGAAACAACAUUAGAUGGCCAACCGUUGGAUCAUGAUGGAUGGACAUAUGCAAUUGAUUUUCCAGCCACAUACACUACGAAAAAACAGUGGAAAUCGUGUGUGAGGAGGCGCAAGUGGGUUCGUUAUCGGAGAUACAGCGCUAUGAAUUCGUGGUGUGCUAUCGCACCUCUGCACAAAGAUCCAACUAAGGAGCCUUUUAUCGAUGUAGCCGUGGGUGGAAAUCAGAUGCCUGGAAGUAGCUCUGGAAAUUUAGUGGUCUGGGCAGUAACUGCUCACGGCAGGGUGAUGUUUCGCGUCGGAACGAGUACAACUUGUCCGGAAGGACAAAGAUGGAGUUCUAUCAAGCUGGCGAACGGUCAUGAAGUGUCUCAAAUUAGCGUUGGAGUGACUGGUCUUGUUUGGGCUGCACUUCAGUCGGGCAAAGCAUUGGUUCGCACGGGUGUAACGAGAGACAAUCCAAUGGGUGACGAUUGGUCGGAAGUGGACCCACCGCAAAAAGACUUGAGAUUGGUGCAAGUCAGCGUAGGCACUGACGCCGUGUGGGCUGUAACGCACGAUGCUGGAGUGUGGUUUCGAAAGGGCGUGCAAGGCGAAAUCAGCGGCGUUUGUGAGCAACUGGCCACCGGAACCGGUUGGGUUGAGAUGCUGAGCAAAAUGGCACUAGUGUCUGUUGCUCCAAACGAUCAAGUUUGGGCUAUUGGCUACGAUGAUCGGUGUCUGUACUAUCGCACGGGCAUCACGCGUUCCGAAUUGACGGGAAAACGAUGGAAAUUGAUAAACGCACCGCUUCAACUGAGUAGAGCGAGCAGCAACGCUAGUUUAUCGUCCAGCAACAGGCACAGCACUUGUGGCACGCCGCAACAGCAACGGCAUCAGAGCUGGAGUUCUUUGAGUCGCCCUCAUAGCACUAGCGAAGGAACAGCGUUAAUUAGAGAAUGGGAGGAGCAAUCACGUUCGGCGCCAACGCCCACUUCUUUAAAAUUGUGGCAACGUACCGGUGACGGUAUAUCUGCAAAAAAUAUGCAACAAACAUCUUUUCAAGAUAUAUAUUUAAAUGAAGAAAGAAAGAGAUCUGCAAAUUCCGUAGACAUAAAUGAUUUGAAUGAAGCGAGUGUCGCUAGUAUAACUAUAUCUAACGAAUCUUUAACGAAAAGUGGAGAAUCCAUCGUCGUCUUGGGAAAAGGAAUGGGCAGUACUGUUAAGAUUAAUCCUGCUGCUUGGAGUCCGGUUCACUCUGUCGGAUCUAUGGUAGGCGUCGAAGCACAUCCGGAAAGCGACGGAAGUGUAUUUGAUCCGGAUUUAACUGGAGAUUCCGGAGUGUACGGCGAAGACGAAAGCGCCGAGAUAAUAUAUUGGGCCGAGUGUGAUGUGUUAUGGUACAAAGUGGAGGCUGGAGCGUGCUUUGUUGAUCCAACAAAUCCGCCAAAAUGGAUUUUAGAUGGCAAUGGUAUAGUACAAGGAGAGACCGGAGAAUCGUGGAGAGUGUACAUUUUAGACGAAUUAAAAUCAAGAUUAAAGAAGAUGCCAUUUGAUUCUUCAACAGAAUACGAAAAAGCAGUUGAAAAAUCAUCUUGGGUGAAGACUGGCGACGCUAAAUGUAAAAUUAAGAACGGUAAUUUAUAUGAGGAUUGCAAAAUUGAACUGGAAUGGAUAAGCAGCGAUACUGGAUCGUUAGAUUCUGGAACUUUAAUUAUUUUGAAUUCCGACGGCGUAACAAGCAUAAUACAAUUUCCAAUCUCGGAAAUCACGUGUGUCGUUUGCUGCAGUGAGCCAGGCAAUCCAAGGAUAGCGAUUCACACCCCUAAAUUACGUCGUACAAAAGUAAUUAGAUUACAGUUUGCGAGCGAUACGGAAAUGGAAGAUUGGUUAGCGCAUUUAACUUCAGUAUCUUGCCAGAUGAAUAAUGUAUAUGGUAGGCCUGGUCCAAAUUCCAUUUGGACUACAACCGCAUUAGGCGACGUAUAUGUAUUCGAUCCUGUAAUCGCCGAGGAAUGUCAAUUGUCCGAGAACGGCUACGUUCAAGAAAUGGAUGUUGCUGGCAAAGCUGUGCCAUUCGAAAGCAUUUUACAAAACGGCUUCGGCUGUGGUAGCACUCUAAAAAUUAGCGUAUGCAUCCAUGACGAUGCUGACAGGUUGGCUUUCAAUCUUGUCUGUUACACCACGACAUUCGUGAAGCAGAAGACUGUGACCGAGAGUCACGACGUAGCUUUGCACUUUAAUCCAAGACUAAAGGAGAAUAUUAUCGUGCGGAACACAUAUCAUAACGGCCAGUGGGGAGAUGAGGAAAGAAAUGGCGGUAGCCCGUUGAAGGCAGGCUGUGACUUCACGUUAUAUAUCGUUUGCGAGGAACGCGGUUAUAAAAUUUAUAUUAACGAUAACGAAUAUACUUUUUAUAGUCAUCGAAUACCUCCGCAAAGUAUUACACAUUUGCGUAUCAAGGGAUUGUUGACUUUAUGCAGCAUUGCGUAUAAAUCUACGUCUGUAAUUAUUGAGCCUAGCACGAUGUUUUGGAGACAAAUCGGCGGACAUCUGAAGAAACUUGAGACAUGUUCCGUGGGAGUUACUUGGGGCAUUGGCUACGAUAGCACCGCUUGGGUAUACACAGGUGGUUGGGGAAGCGCCUUUCUCAAAGGCCUGGAAACUAGUAAUACCGGAAUAAAUACAAUGGUGGACACUCACAAUUAUUACGUUUACGAGAAUCAACGUUGGAAUCCGGUGACUGGAUAUACCGCGCAUGGUCUUCCAACAGAUCGUUAUAUGUGGAGCGAUGCAACUGGGCGGCGGAAACGCACACGAGAGCAUACAAAGUUGUUGUCGAUGCAUUGGCACUGGGUAUCGGACUGGAUCGUUGACUUCCACACACCUGGCGGCGUCGACAGAGAUGGAUGGCAGUACGCUAUGGACUUCCCGUUGCAAUUUCACGGCAAGAAACAGUUCACCGAUUACGUACGAAGAAGACGGUGGUUUAGAAGGUGUCAACUAACAACUAGCGGACCUUGGCAAGAGCUGGGAAAUACCAAACUCAUUGAUGUCUCUUUAUACGUGAGCGGAAAACCUGGCACAGAUGCUCCCAUUCAUGUCUGGGCAGUCGCUGCAAAUGGUGAAGCGUUAUUCAGACGAGGCGUUUCGGAAUCUUGUCCAAUGGGAGUGUCAUGGGAGCACAUACCAAGUGAUCAGCCUUUAAUUGGUAUAUCGUGCGGCCCGUACGGACAAGUCUGGGCCGUUGGAAAGAAUGGUUCUUCCUGCUGGAGACUAGGAAUCAGCGCUACAAAACCAACUGGUGUACAAUGGCAGAACGUCGAGCCGCCAUCAGGAGCUCACUUGAAGCAGAUUUCUGUGGGACACGAUGUAGUGUGGGCUUUGGAUACAUUAGGUAGACUGUCGGUGCGCCGAGAGAUACAAUCGAAUGUUUUCCCCGAAGGAACGCACUGGCAAACGUUACCCGCCAUGCCGAACGAUCCUAUUCAUAUAGACGUGUCGGUGGCAAAUACUAAGCAAGGAUUCCGAUACGUUUCCGUUUCGAGGGAGCAGGGACAGGUCUGGGCGACUUCAGGUGCCGGCAUUAUCUGUCGAAGAAUUGGUAUCACUGGUGAAAAUACAGCUGGAACCGGAUGGGUGACCGGCAUAGGGGCAAACUGGCAAAACAUAAGUCUUGGUGGGCUUGUAAAUAAGACAAAAUGAUCUCUACUACAAUAACUUUAGAUUCCGUUACGAUAAUAUAAAGUAAUUAACAAUUUUUGUGAUCUUGUAAAAUAUAAUAUUCUGUACACAGACAUACUCACACACACGAACAUAAACGCGUCUAUGCGGUUUAUACUGCAUAUCACUAAUCUUUGAUCAAUGGCAGAACAAAAACAUUACUUAAAACAUUAAAAAGUUCUGAGUAUUAAUUGAAGGAGUUGAGAUAAAGUUAAGUAAUUUCUACGAUAGUCAAGUCACUUAUAUAGUAUUUAAAUUAUCACUUUUUAAAUUUUUAUUUGCGUCAAGAUAUAAUUGAAUCCUAUUUUUAACUCGUUAGUCACGAUAAUUUAUUCUUAACUUAAGAAUGUAGGGGAUUGCAAAUAGUGAGACUUGACUUCUGCUUACACAAUAUAACGUAUAUAUCAUUAUACAAAUAUUUUGUUAUUUUUCUAGUUCCUCCAGAACGCGAAAAAUAGCAAUCAAAUAAAUAUAACAACAUCUACGACUAGUAUUAUAAAUAGCACAAACAAUGCUUAUAUAUAUAUAUAUAUAUAUAUGUAUGCAUACAAGUGCAGUGAAAUUAAAAUACUAUUUUGUGAUAUAGACAUUCCAGCGACAACAAAUCGAGAUAUAAUGUUUUUAAAUUAUUUUCACUCAUUUUUAAGACCUAAAAAGUUUGUAUAAGUAUUAUAAUCAAUGUGCUCGAUGUCGUCGCGUAAAGACACUUCACACUGGUGAUGUCUUUUCAUGACAAAUCAUAAAUCUUGUUUUAUACACUGUAUAGCUAAUGUUUAAUACGUUGCAAAUAUGACAAUUGAAUUAUAACACAUUACUAUAAAAUAAGACUGUACUUAAGACAGCCAGUACCUAAUCAUUUAUAUUGCCAAUGUAUUAGAAACAUAAUUGUUCUCUAUCAAAGUAUUUUGUUUUCUAUUAUUUCGAUAUAAGCACAAAUUAUUAUUUUAUAAAUAAAUAUCACAAUAAAACAU